AGGCUUUGCAAUGUCUUCACGGAACAAGUCUUCCACAAAAUCAUUAUUUAUUAAAUUAACAUUAAUAUCAUGUUUAUUUAUAACUUCAAACGCUUUGAAUAUAUUGAAAAUAUCAGAACAAGAUUUAAGUAUUAAAAUCGAUGACAAAAAGACUUUGACUCUUACUUUAGAUACGACAGCUGACAAACAGAUUGCAUUGAAACUUAGUUGCGAUGAUCCGCUGGACGUCUCUAAGUUUAAUACAAGUGACUCCAAGUGUAAAGUCGUCGCCGGCUUUAACCCAUUAUAUUAUAUAAAGCCGUCGGAGAAAAGUAUUGACUUUGAGAUAAAAGGCGUAGAACCGGGUCGACAGACAGUGAUUGUCAACACAGACAACAACCAAACCGACGUUGCGGAUGCGUUCAUUCGUGUGAGUGUGGGUCGGAGUGCAGUGAUAGAUGUGGUGGGAGUAGUGAUCGGAUGGAUGUAUUUCGCCGCGUGGAGCGUCUCCUUCUACCCCCAGAUGUGGAUCAACUAUAAGCGCAAAUCAGUGGUUGGACUCAAUUUCGAUUUCGUGGGCCUAAACAUCACCGGAUUCUUGUUUUACUCGUUCUUCAAUUGCGGUCUCUUUUUCUCGCGACUAAUUCAGGAUCAGUUCGAAGAACUCAACCCAAGGAGUGUAAUACCCGUCGAACUCAAUGAUGUUGUCUUCGCAUUGCACGCCGUCUUCGCCACAGCGAUAGUCAUUAUUCAAUGCUUUAUAUAUGAAAAAGCAGACCAAAAAGUAUCUCUAUUGGCAAAAGGGUUUCUAGUCAUCGUGUGGUCGGUAUCCGUCAUAUUAGCCAUAUUAGUGCCGACCACUCAUUGGUUUAAUUGGUUAACAUUCCUGUAUUACUUUUCAUACGUUAAGUUAUCCAUAACUAUACUUAAAUACAUUCCUCAGGCCUGGUAUAACUACAAGCGUAAGUCCACUACGGGUUGGAGUAUUGGCAAUAUUUUACUUGACUUCACCGGCGGUUCACUCAGUAUUCUUCAGAUGUUUCUAUUGGCCCACAAUUACGAUGAUUGGUUAACAAUAUUCAAGAAUUUUACAAAAUUUGGUUUAGGAAUGGUUUCGAUUUUGUUUGACGUCCUGUUUUUGGUGCAACACUAUGUCCUCUAUAGACAUAGGACUGACUCCGAGACCACUCGACUCACAAAUGGUCUGAAUGUAUGUGAUAUCGAUAAUAAAGAAGGCGUUAUCAAACAAAUACUUCGACAACAGAUUUGGAUUCUAUCGAAGGAAAUGAAUAGAAAUGAUAACAAAAAAGCCGAUAAAUUAUCUCAAUUUUAUGAGUAAUUUGUAUAUAAAAUCUGGUCGUCUUCUGUGAUAUUGUUAUUACCGAUAAAGAAAUGACUAUAUUUUCAAAUGUGAACAACACGUCAAUCAAUGCCUUAAAUUAUAAUUGCAUUUAUAAGUGAAAGUCGUAAACCCUUGAAAGGCCUCUGAAGUCCACAAUAAUAAAAACUUUGUGAUAAAAAAGACAAUUUUUAUUUACAUUUUGUUUAUAACACUAUUUUUAAGGUUUUUUAUAAAAUCUAUGCGAG
Medioppia subpectinata is the source of this 1566-nucleotide messenger RNA. Lineage: Eukaryota; Metazoa; Arthropoda; Arachnida; Sarcoptiformes; Oppiidae. The record is from the annotation of a GenBank genome assembly.